GCAAUAGUACUGUGAAGCCAGGUCACAAGCGAGAAGAAGAAUAGUAGAGCAAGAAACAAAGAGAUCGGAGCCCAGAACCCAUCAAUGACGGCUACCCCUUGGUUUGUUCCUUUGCUGUUUCUUCUUGUUCUGUCAUCGACUGGGGAGACCAUCGGGAGGCCAUUCUACCCUUUGCCCAGCAAGCUUGAUCUCAAGGACAAGCAGCCUCUGCAGAUGUCUAGGCCUUUCAACAUCGCUCACAGGGGAUCCAAUGGGGAGCUCCCCGAGGAGACGGCGGCUGCUUAUAUGAGAGCCAUCGAAGAGGGGGCCGAUUUCAUCGAGACCGACAUCCUUGCGAGCAAAGACGGGAAGCUGGUUUGCUUUCAUGACGUUACUCUUGAUGAUACUACUGAUGUUGGUGAGCGUAAGGAGUUUGAGGGUAGGGAGAGGACUUAUGAGGUUCAAGGGGAGAAUGUCACCGGUUUUUUCGUGGUGGAUUUCACACUUGCCGAACUUAAAUCACUAAGGGUGAAGCAGAGGUACAAGUUUCGAGAUCAGCAGUAUAACGGGAAGUUCUCAAUUAUAACAUUUGAAGAGUUUAUUGCAAUUGCACUAGAUGCUGACAGAGUUGUGGGGAUAUACCCAGAGAUUAAGAACCCAAUUUUGAUCAAUCAACAUGUCAAAUGGGAAAAUGGAAAGAAAUUUGAGGACAAGUUUGUAGAGACGCUCUUGAAGUAUGGGUACAAAGGUGCAUAUAAGUCAAAAGAUUGGCUAAAGCAACCAGCAUUUGUACAGUCCUUCGCACCAACUUCCCUUAUUUAUAUUUCAAACUUCACGGACUUACCCAAAGUCCUCUUGAUCGAUGAUAUCACGAUUCCAACUCAGGAUACAAAUCAGUCAUACUGGGAGAUUACGUCGGACAGUUAUUUAGCAUUUAUAAAAGACUACGUAGUUGGAAUUGGACCCUGGAAAGACACGGUAGUUCCUCCAGAGAAUAAUUGUUUGACGACGCCUUCCGAUCUCGUUGCAAAAGCCCAUGCUCAUGAUUUACAGGUACAUCCAUACACUUACAGGAACGAGAACCAGUUCCUACACUUGAAUUUUUACCAGGAUCCAUAUGAAGAAUACGAUUACUGGAUCAACAAGGUCGAGGUUGACGGAUUAUUCACUGAUUUCACCGGGAGCCUCCACAAGUAUCAAGAAUGGACAGCUGCAGUGAGCAAAGGUGAAAAUGGUGCAUCCAACUUAUUGCAUAAGAUCUCAUUCAUGAUCUCUUCUUUCAAGGGGGGAGUAUAAAUUCCCACUUGCCUGCCUUCAUGACAUUGGCGUAUGCAUCUCCGUGCAAUUAGAAGAUGAAAGCCUUUUGUAAAAGCCAAGAAAGCAUUCAGUCAAAAGAAUUUACUAUUCUAUGAUUUACCGCCCACAAUUGGUCAUACUAGAAAAUGUAAAGAACUUGAUUAUAAUGUAUCACAGCCAUGCAUAGGUUGGUUGAUGAAAUUAUGAACGAAGCAGAAUUCUUGAUUUAGAAUAA
Molecule: messenger RNA, 1510 nt
Organism: Asparagus officinalis (garden asparagus)
Lineage: Eukaryota; Viridiplantae; Streptophyta; Magnoliopsida; Asparagales; Asparagaceae
Product: glycerophosphodiester phosphodiesterase GDPD6-like
Exons: 7
Coding region: 85-1275 (396 amino acids)
Biological process (GO): lipid metabolic process
Molecular function (GO): glycerophosphodiester phosphodiesterase activity
Source: RefSeq, a predicted model, not a curated record